This is a messenger RNA of Syngnathoides biaculeatus (alligator pipefish), 2843 nucleotides long. It is a transcript of the gene dusp23b, whose product is annotated as dual specificity phosphatase 23b. The record is from RefSeq and is a predicted model, not a curated record. Bases 164 to 631 code for a protein of 155 amino acids. Gene Ontology annotation, biological process: cilium assembly; protein dephosphorylation. The transcript has 3 exons. Lineage: Eukaryota; Metazoa; Chordata; Actinopteri; Syngnathiformes; Syngnathidae. Gene Ontology annotation, molecular function: protein tyrosine/serine/threonine phosphatase activity.
AUAUCGGUGUCCAUCUGCUUUUAUGGUGGACAACUACCCACCAUGCUGUGCUUCACUCUUGAUUUUUACAGCCGUGCGGUUGUUCGACGGUCGGCUGACAACGACCCUGAAAUUCGCAUUUUUUUUUCUGGCAGUUGUUCGUUGAGGACGCUUCUGUCCUUUCAUGACUGAAAAAAUGGCAUCCAGUCCUCCGAACAAUUUCUCCUGGGUGGUCCCGGGGAAAGUGGCCGGACUGGCCCUUCCCAGGAUGACGGCGGAGUACCAGUACCUGCUGGACCACGGCGUCCAACACCUUGUGUGCCUGUGCGAGCGCAAGCCGCCCCAUUACGACACGUGCCCUAAAUUGCGGCUGCAUCACAUCAAGAUCGCCGACUUCACGCCGCCCUCGCCGCCGCAGAUCGAUAAGUUCCUGGCCAUCGUGGAGGAGGCCAACACCAAAGGAGAGGGCGUGGCGGUCCACUGCAUGCACGGCCACGGGAGAACCGGCACCAUGCUGGCCUGCUACCUGGUCGAGACGAGGAAAAUGUCCGGAAUCGACGCCAUCAACGAGAUCCGCCGACUGCGCCCGGGCUCCAUCGAAACCCGCGACCAAGAAAAGGCAGUCGUGCAGUUUUAUCAGCGCGUUAAAUAGACCGAGGGAAGUACACCUGUCCACCACUUUUUAGAAAAAUAUCUAUAUUUAUAAUUGCCUACAGGUGCCACCAUUUGGUCUAAAUCACUGUUGGCAAACUGAAGGCCCGGGGGUCAGUUCUGGGCCGCCACGUGAUUUAGGUGGCCCCCUCAAGCAAAUCAUGGGCAUCAACUUUCACGUUUCUUGCUACAAUCGCUACCCAAAUUUUUAACUUUCAUAUUUAAACAAUAAUUGGAUUGGAUUUUCGAAACCAUUUUGGGGAGGGGGGGUUUAACCAAUCACAUUUUUACAAUAAUUUGAGCAAUAGAACAAUUAUUAUCUUUGACUUUGAGUCGAAAAAGGAGGUAGCAAUUAAUUUGUUCAGAAUCUGAAUUUGUUGUAUGUAAUUAUGUAAUAAUAUGAUGAGGCAAUGGAACACUUUGAUGGUUUCACAGUCAUAAUGGCCCACAGGUGUCAAACUCAAGGCCCGGGGGCCCAGAGCUGGCCCGCCACAUGAUUUUAUGCGGCCUGCGAAGGCAAACCAUACGCGUCAACUUCCGUGAUUCUUGUUCAAAUCUGUGCCAAAAUUUCAUAUUGUCAUAUCGUAAACGAUGAUAUUGCAAGUAUUUUUGUGUUACCAGACAUCAACAAUGGUUGGAAAAACCCCGUUACCCUUGAUUUCUGAUUCAAAACUGGUUCAUAAUUUUUAUGUGUAUAAAUAUGAAUUGGGGAUUAAAGAUUUUUAUGUUUUCACAGUCAUAGCGGCCCUCCAAGGGAAACCGUAACCACGAUGUGGGCCCUGACAAAAGUUGCCUCGGGACUUUUGGUCUAAAUCACAGGUGUCAAACUUACGGCCCCAGGGGCCAGAUCUGGCCUGCCGCACGAUUUUAUGCGGCCUGUGAAGGCAAAUCAUUCUUGUCUACUUCCAUGAUUUUUUUUUCACCAAAUUGUCAUAUCGUAAAUGAUGAUAUUUGGAAGUAUUUUUGUGUUAGCAGACAUCAACAAUGGUUGAAAAACCCAAUUACUCUUGAUUUCUGAUUCAAAACCGGUUCAUACAUUUUAUCUGUAUAAAUAUGAAUAUUUUUUCAGUCAUAGCGGCCCUCUGAAGGAAACCACAUCUAUAAUGUGGCCCGUGACAAAAACGAGUCGAAAUGAAGCUUGUUGUAUUAAUAUUUCACCAAAGUUUCUUGCCACCAAAGUGCCAUAAGAUGGCGCCAAAGCAACACUUUUAUUGCUUCGGUUGAGGGUAGGUUCCAAAAAAUAAUCAUAAUCUGUGCAAUAAGUGAACACUAUCAGGAAUGAACACUGACGUGCAAUAUUUAAUACUUUAUUUGAGUACAUAAAUGAGAUAGAUAGGAUCGAGCCAAAAAGAAAGCGACGUUGAAGGAUGCUAAGAUCUGGCGUAUUACAUGUUUCAGGCUUAGGGUCGAACCCUAAACCUCAACCGUUGGGUCCAACCCUAAGCUCUGUAUUGAGAUAUUGAUCUUUUUUUUUUUUUUUUUUUUUAAUUAAAAACAAAAAAAAAAAGUUUGUGAACGCUUCAGCCUUGAAUUAUCCACUGGAUGCCAGCGAAAACAAACGCCGCCGCUCCUUGAAUGGUAGCUUCUCCGGGGCUGAGGUCUUCGGCGUUUUGUCCUCCCAGCACCUGCAGAUGAGCAGUUUUUGGUUUCGUUUUUUUUUUUUUUUUUUUUUUUUCGACUGAACACUCGACUUUCAUUACAAGGGGAACAGGAAACACAACCUCGAGUUUUCAGGGUUUGGUUGCAAAUACAAGACUGUCGCGGUUCGCCGUACGAGUCGUCACCGCUAGAAGCAAAAGAAUAACGAUGACUUACUCUUGAAGCACCGCGUUGUCUUGCAGCCGUCCGCUUAAUACGUCAUCUGCGCAAAAAAAAAAAAAAUUGAAAUGACAAUAAAAUCCUGAGUGAAAACCAAUUAAAGUAUUUGAAUCACUUCAUCAACUGAACCGAUUUGCUAAAACGCGGUACCUGUUUUCCCGACCUUUAGGGUGGUGCCAAGACUUUUGGUCUGCUCUUUCAGAUCGUCAUUUGGGUUCUCCGCUGGGCUUCUCUUUUUCUACGAGAGAGAACAAAUAUUUUAUACAUUUGACACUUUUCAUAUCUGAGGUAGUGAACAAAGUUGAUGUACAAGAAAUUUUGGAUUGUACGUGGUCUAUAUGUACUUGAACUUCAACUGGUCUUUUACCUGGUUAAAUAAAGAUUUUUUUUUUUUU